CAGGUAGACUAAGGCUGGGGCGAUGCCGGGAGAGAAGCCGCAACUGUCAGGGCACUGACAACAUAGCAACAGCAUGGAUUCCAAAUGUUGCAGUCAGUCUGCUCGAUGGUCCAAGUCAGCUGUUUAUACACUGCUCCUAGGAGGUACCUUUGUUACACUGGGUUCAAGUCGUAUUCUUUUGAUGAAAUACUCUGCCAAUGAAGAUAAUAAGUAUGAUUAUCUUCCUGCAACUGUGAAUGUGUGCUCAGAAUUAGUUAAGCUUGUACUUUGUUUGAUAAUGGCUCUCUGGGUAAUCAGAAGAGGAGGAUAUUCCCAUAGUGGAUUUGGCUGCAGCUCUUGGAGGCAAUUGUAUAGCUACAUAAAGUGGUCAAUUCCAGCUUUUCUUUAUUUUUUAGAUAAUUUGAUUGUCUUCUAUGUGUUGUCCUAUCUUGAACCAGCCAUAGCUGUUCUGUUCUCAAAUUUUGUUAUUAUAACAACAGCUCUUCUGUUCAGAAUAGUGCUGAAGCGACAGGUCUCCUGGGUGCAAUGGGCUUCUUUGCUGAUUCUGUUCCUAUCGAUUGUAGCUCUGACUGCAGGGACAGGAAGCAAUAAGCAUAGCUUGGCUGUGCAUGGAUUUCAUCAUGACAUUUUUCUCAGCCAUUCAAACAGUUGCCUGCAGUAUACCAAGUCAGAAGAAGAAUGUUGGGGGAAAGAGAACUGCACUCUUAGAUGGUCCUUUCCUGGCUUUAGCUGGAAUGUCACAACUACUGCAGGACCCAUGAAAACAGUUCGUCUUGGACUGGGACAUCUGCUCAUACUAGUACAAUGUUUUAUUUCAGCCUUAGCCAACAUCUACAAUGAAAAAAUACUGAAAGAAGGAGGCCAAUUCAGUGAAAACAUCUUUGUGCAGAAUACCAAACUGUACCUCUUUGGAGCUAUGUUCAAUGCACUGAUGCUAAGCCUGCGCCCUGAAAACAGGCGCCAGAUAGAGUAUUGUGGUUUUUUCUAUGGUCACAACGUAUUCUCGGUGGCCCUUAUUUUUGUCACUGCCUUCCUUGGGCUCUCCGUGGCCUUCAUUCUGAAGUUCCGAGACAACAUGUUUCAUGUUUUGACUGCACAAGUUACAACUGUGAUCAUCACCACAGUGUCAGUUUUUGUAUUUGACUUUAAGCCUUCCAUGGAGUUCUUCUUGGAAGCACCUGUAGUUCUUUUGUCUAUAUUUAUCUAUCACUCCAGCAGCCCUCGUUGUACCGAACACACUGUUCAGUGGGAGAGGGGCAAACAUAAUGGAGGUGCAUGGGAGCGCUCUAGUGGGGAUGGAGAAGAACUUGAGAGACUCACCAAACCAGGCAGUGAUCAUGAUUCAGAUGAGGAGGCCUUAUAGCAAAUGGUGGUCACAACUAAAAUUUGGGGGAGAUCGCCUGGACAUUCAUGCCAAGUAGAUAAUGGGAGGAGGGC
Protobothrops mucrosquamatus (brown spotted pit viper) is the source of this 1437-nucleotide messenger RNA. RefSeq names its product solute carrier family 35 member A5 (gene SLC35A5). The transcript has 7 exons. Lineage: Eukaryota; Metazoa; Chordata; Lepidosauria; Squamata; Viperidae. Gene Ontology annotation, molecular function: pyrimidine nucleotide-sugar transmembrane transporter activity. The record is from RefSeq and is a predicted model, not a curated record. Gene Ontology annotation, biological process: pyrimidine nucleotide-sugar transmembrane transport. Bases 74 to 1363 code for a protein of 429 amino acids. Gene Ontology annotation, cellular component: Golgi membrane.